AUGUCGUUUCGCGUCGAUCGGAGGUUCAACCUGCUCAUCAUGGAGGAAGGUGAGGACUACAUCGCGGACGUGGCCGCUACCAUGGCUUUGACGCGCCGCAACCAAGUGGCGGAGAGCAAGGGUCGGCUUCGGAUUUGCUCCAAGUCACUGAUCUUUCAACCGGAGGAUGUGGCCGCUUCGAUCAUCAAAUUUCCCUAUCGCCACAUGCAGAAGAUCGAAGGGGAGACCAGCGGCUUCUGCAUAGAGUGCGAACACUUCGUCCAGGUGGCAACGAAGACCGGAGGAACUGAAACUCGGAUCGUGGCUCCUUUCUCAAUCCUUAAGAGUAAGUUCAAACCCAGCUUCCAUGUUCACUAUGCCAAUGCUGCAGAAUAUCAACAGUUGGCUCAACGCCUGCGUUGCGCGGCGUCCAUGAGCUUCAGUGAUGGCCAGCUCGAAGUGCGGCAGAUCCUCUCCGAGGUCACGGCCGAUGUGCGUUUUGAUGUGAGCCGUUUGGGACACAGAGAAACUGCCUUGCUUCCUGGUGGCUUGUGGGUGCGGCAGGUGGAACCCUUGCUGGAAGUGAGGGGCUUGUUGCAGCUAUCCAACGAAGCCAUCUACUUUCAGCCGCAUCCCAACUUCUCCUCAGAACCAGUGAAGCAGGUGCCCUUGAGCGACGUGCUCCAUGUCUUUCGGCGUGUCUAUGGCGUCCAGGCCAAAGCAUUGGAAAUCAUCACGGUCCACGGGGGCUGUCUCUACCUUUGCUUCGAGGCGCAUCAUCAGUGUGACCAGGUAGAAGAACUGCUACAAGAGCAGCGUGUGGCCAAAGUUGCCAGCCCUUCUUCGAGGUCACUACUGGAUGAUGCUGAAGGCAUUCUGCAAAAUGUGCGGAAGAUGACGGCCCUGUGGCAAUCGGGCGCGUGUUCCAACUUCCACUACUUGGACUUUCUGAAUUGCGCCGCGGGUCGCUCCAGGAAUGACUUCUCUCAGUACCCGGUCUUCCCAUGGGUCAUUGCAGACUACACCAGUCCCUACCUCAACUUGGAGGAGCCCCGCAGCUUUCGCGACCUGUCCAAGCCGGUGGGUGCCUUGUCGGAGAAGCGGCUGACCUAUUUCCGGGAGCGCAUGGCCGGGAUGCCGGAGAAUCAGGAGCGCUUCCUUUAUGGCACUCACUAUUCCACGCCAGCGUACGUCAUCUACUGGCUCUUGCGAUCAAUGCCUGAGAGAAUGCUCCGUCUGCACAACGGCCACUUCGACGCCUGGGCGCGGCUCUUUCGCAGCGUCCAAGAAGCCUGGAGCUCCGUCAACGAGAGUACCACAUCUUUAAUGGAACUGAUUCCAGAGUUCUUCGUGUUGCCUGCACAGUGGCUGGAGAAUUCCCUCCACAUCGUCACGCCGGAACGGCCUUUGGGCGAUGUGGAACUUCCGCGUUGGGCCAGCAGCGUGACGGACUUCAUCUGCAAGCUGCGGGCUGCGUUGGAGAGUGAGCACGUCUCGCAGAUGUUGCCUUCCUGGAUCGACCUCAUCUUCGGUUUCAAACAAUCGGGCGAAGCCGCCGUGAAAGCGGACAACGUCUUCCAUCCCGUCUGUUAUGCGGGCUCUGUGGGCUCCCCGGAGGAGGCCAUGAAGUCCUACGGUCUUCCCAUGGAGGUCUUGGAGACGCAGCUGCAGGAGUUCGGGCGGAUGCCGCGGCAGCUGUUCUUCGAGGCCCACCCUCCGCGACUGCGGACGCCAAAGUGGAGCACCACCAAACUUCAGGAGGAUGCCCAGCAUUCGGAGCCGUGGUAUAAGGCUGUGCAAGGCCUGAAGCCAGUCGACGCAAGGGCGGCUUCCAUGGCACCCGUGAAUGGCAACAGCGCUGAAGGAUAUGCAGGACCAACCAGUGGUGUCCCACGUUACCAACGUGGCAACGCCAACGGCACCAUGGGCUCUGCGGGAUCGGUGGGAUCGCGCGGGAUUGGCACGGUCAGCGGCUUGCGGAGCUUGUCCUCACGUCCAGUUGUUCCCUUUGUCACGGGCAUGACGGGCAUCUCCUGUUGUUCAUCGAAUCUGUACGCCGUGGGUGAGGACGGUUGCCUCCGCGUUCAGCCCCUUCCCACGGCAGAUCCGCCUUUCGAUGCCGAGAUCGAAAAACCCGUGGCGCGGCGGAAUUUCCGGAUCUCGCCCAUGCCGUUGUCGGCCUUGGCGGUGCUGGAAAGCGAACUGUUGGCCUUGGGAGGGCAUGAUAACACCGUCUCUUUGUAUUCCACUUCCUGCGGAUCUUCCUUGUCAAAAAGUUCGAUGCAUGCAGACACCGUGACCUGUUUGGGCGUUUCGCAUUGCAAAAGCCUCUUGGUCUCGGGCUCAAGAGAUCAAUCAGUGGUGGCGUGGCAGGUGACCCCUAGCGGCUUGAAGAACGACGUGAUCUUCGACGAUUUGCAGCAGCCGGUGGUCUGUGCUGCAUGCAGCGGUUCAUUGGUCUUGGCGGCUGCCAGUGAUAAGCGGCUCAUUUGUUGGGAUCGUCGAAGUGGUCAAGCCAUCUUGGAUCGCGAGUUGGACGGCAUCGCGACGGCCUGUGCGUUGUCCGAUGCCACGGCCUCCGCCUCUGGAUGCACCUACGCUGCCGGCCUAGACAAUGCUGGUGAGCUUCGAUUGUGGGACCUGCGACAAUGCAGCGAAAGCCUUCGACUGCAAACCACUGCCAACAGUCCUUCGGGUCUUGUCACAGCCAACUGUUUCUUAACGGAUUUUUCGGACUGGGCCGUCCUGGGUGGUGCUGCGCCCACCGGACAUGCCACGGUGGUCCUGUGGGACAUUCCGCAGCAGCGAGAGAUCCACUCCUGGAUUUUGGACGAUCCAGACCCCUCUGGCGGCAACGCUUUGGACAUUCGCUUCCUCCUGAAGCCCGGUGCUGCGUCGGGCACCUGGCGCCCAGAGGUGCCGUUGCUGUGCGCAUCAUCCUCGGGACGA
Molecule: messenger RNA, 2928 nt
Organism: Cladocopium goreaui
Lineage: Eukaryota; Dinophyceae; Suessiales; Symbiodiniaceae
Source: the annotation of a GenBank genome assembly